Molecule: messenger RNA, 333 nt
Organism: Acaulospora morrowiae
Lineage: Eukaryota; Fungi; Glomeromycota; Glomeromycetes; Diversisporales; Acaulosporaceae
Source: the annotation of a GenBank genome assembly
AUGUCACGCGAGGUGAUUUCUUCGGCGGAUGAGGUUGCAAACAAUCCUUUGGUGAUUCAAGGAGUGACCGUUAAUCCCGACUUAACACCCGAAAGGUUUCUGGAAAAGGUCAAAGGACAUUUGCCUCGCCGUGGUAUGCUGGGCAAGGAUAUCUUCGAUAUCGUUGUUCAAGAAGAGGCAACGAACGAAAACGAUCCCAGGGUCUUAAGAGUCGCCUCCACAAAGCUGUGGUUAAAAACGGAUGCUCAGUUGAAAGAGGAUUAUAAGACGUGUGCAAUAUUAGUGAACAGAAAAAUUCACGAGCACCGAGUAAAGAUUUUUCGUCAAAAUUAG